CGUUAAAAUAUAUACAUACAUGUAAGAUGAGACGCAGCUCUUUAAAUAUCAAACAGGACAUUUGCUUGUGAAAACUUGAAGUCAAACAUAAUUUUUAGCAUUAGUUAACGAUAGGUGGCCAUUGAGUAAUAUCCGACCAUACAUCAUUUAUGAAGAUAUAUAUUUUUGUUAAACACAGUAACCAUAGUGAUUUAUACAUGUAAAUAAAACACUUUUGAAUCAACAAUGAUAUAGGCAAACGAAUACGUUCACUUGGUGGGAUAUUUCUACGUACAACUAGCGAGGACUGACGUGCUCUGGAUUUUGCCUUGGACCCUUUGGUAAAAUAUGAAGCUGUCACAGAUAAUGUUGGACAUGAUGUCGGUGCUUUUCAUAGUAACUGGUUUUUAUUGUUUUGAAGAAAAGCUGUUAUUUUCGACUUCUUCGGGGAAAAUAAAAGAAUUGAACAUAAUAAAAGGGGAAGUGAAAGUACUUGGUAAUGCAGAAAGUGAAGUAUUUGUACUUGCAUACGAUAAUGAAGACAAAUAUGUGUAUGUUCCAAGACAGACCCAGGAGCAAAUAAUAAGAUUCCCUUAUCCAAGCAAUCAGACCACUGAGUUUGAAAUUGUUGUCUCGGAAAUUAUUCCAGGCGGGAUCGCAUUUGACUCCGAACAUAGAUAUCUAUACUGGACUGAACCUAUGGAAAGAAAGAUAAUGAGAAGUAAUACAAAUGGAUCAAAUAUAACCAGAAUUUUCAAUGACACAGUCGAACCUGCUGCACUUACCAUUGACAAAGAGAAUAGAUGGAUGUAUUUUGGUCAAGGCAUUCCCAACGGAACAAUACACAAAUUGUCACUGGACGAUGAGGGACACCAUAUCAUAAAUGACCUGGCAUCGUGGGUGUUCGGUAUAUAUGCAGAUGAUACCCGACUUUACUGGAUGGACAAUUUCAUGGGAGAUUUGAAAUCGGCUUUGUUUGAUGGUACUGAUAUUCAAACGAUAGUUAGCACUAAUACAUUCAAGCUUAACGGGGAAGUCGAUGUCAAGGAUGACUUCAUUUUCUACACAAGCAGUACACAAAUUUUAAAAAUAAACAAAAAUGGUGGAGAAGUUCCUAUUGCUUUGCACACAGAUACAGAAAGGGUUCAUGGACUUUUGUUGUUUAAGCAAGAAGGUAAACGAUAUAAAUAAUUUUAAUAUAAAAAUGAAUUUUGUCAUACAAUUACAUAAAAUCAAAAUAUGAUUAUGGUACCAA
Molecule: messenger RNA, 1234 nt
Organism: Mytilus trossulus (common blue mussel)
Lineage: Eukaryota; Metazoa; Mollusca; Bivalvia; Mytilida; Mytilidae
Product: protein cueball-like
Exons: 6
Coding region: 328-1170 (280 amino acids)
Source: RefSeq, a predicted model, not a curated record